AUGUGUGUGUUUAUUAUAUAUAGGCAAUCAACAAAUUAUAAUGAACAAAGUGAUGAUGAAAAUGACAAGAAUGACAAAAAGAAACUCAAAAAUGGAUCAUUAAAAGUCAGAUUUCGUUGGUUAAAACCAAGUCAAUAUCAAAAAUCAGACGUGGUGUACUAUAACUCACUUGCUGAUAGCGAUUUUAUUUAUGACGAUGAUGAAGAAUAUGGAUCUGACUAUGAGUCAUCUGCACCUGGAUCAAAAAGAAAGCGUAAAGUUUAUACUCCUCGAUUGGCUGUUUCUCAAGUAACACAAGAAAUGAUAGAAAAUAUUUCAUACUCUUCAUCAGGAAAAGUAUAUAGUCAAUCUGGUACAACUUGUCACCAAUGCAGACAAAAGACUACAGACCAAAAAUCUUAUUGUCGGUACAAGGGAUGUAGUGGUGUGAGGGGAAAUUUUUGUGGAUUUUGUUUGGGAAGAAGAUACGGCGAAGAUGUUGCAGAAGUUUUACGUAAUCCGAAAUGGGCCUGUCCACCUUGUCGUGGAUAUUGUAACUGUAGCAUUUGCAGACGCAGAAAAGGAAAGGCUCCAACUGGGCAAUUAGCACAUCUAGCUGUGGCAGGAGGAUUUCAGUCUGUUCGACAUAUGUUAAGCGAUAUUGAGGGUGAGGAUUCACGUGUGGCAAAAUUUAAAUUUGAUGAUGAAGAUAAUAACCAGAAUGAAGAAGAAAAUAACUGGAAUGAAGCAGAUAAAAAUAAUAUUACUGAAGUUUGCUAUAGCAAUGAACAAAGCAAUCUUGAAAUUCAAGAUGGCGAUGACAAUGUGUCAGAUGAAGUUAAAUGCAUUGACAGUAAUGAGCAAUGCAACUCAGGCAAUCAUGAAGAUGAACGUGUAACUGAGAUUAAAGAAACACAUGAAAUGAUUAUUGACAAACUUUAUAAGCAACUAUUUUCAGAAGAUUAA
Messenger RNA from Macrosiphum euphorbiae (potato aphid), 945 nucleotides. Lineage: Eukaryota; Metazoa; Arthropoda; Insecta; Hemiptera; Aphididae. The record is from the annotation of a GenBank genome assembly.